UUCAGUUGUCGUUGUCGUUGUCACUGACGGCCAACAACGGGUCAUCAACAUGAAAACGUAACCAGAACCACUAACUAACCAGAAACAUAACCAGUUUCUUGGAGUAAACUCAAAACCUAAACCUCAACGUGUAGCCUCUGUUAUCACAGAACCCAGAUUUGGUUUUGUGUUCUGUGGGCUGUACUCCAAACGGUAGUAGCCUAGUAGGUAGUAGGUAGGCCCUACAUCUUGUGCUAGUGCUCUAAGACUAGGCUUAUUAAGGCUAGUCCAUUGACCUGCUAUCUACCCUAGCCUAUUCAUUUGAGUAUUCGACGAAGGAGUAUCAUAUGCAGCAGUGCCUACCCAAAUAAGUUCGUUGGCAUCAGAGAAUGAGUGGAAGAGGAAGAAAACACAGUUUUAAAGAGCGAGAUGAUGACUGGACGUGUGAUAACUGCCACAAUGUAAACUUCUCAUGGAGAGUACAGUGCAACCGCUGUACACAAUGGAAAAAUGAAAAUAGCAGUGGAGGUCUUGGAGUUGGAACUGCUGUACUGGCAGGUGCUGGUGUGGCUCUAGUUGGGUUUCUUGGCCAAAAAUUGUGGAACAGCUUUCAAAGUUCAUCAACGCUGCCAGCUAAGCAAUCCUCUGAUCCUUCACCAACUUCUAGUUAUUGGGUUCCUCCCACUCCCAAGCAGAGUCAACCCCAACCAACAUCUACUGUGGAUAUGAAAACAGAGAAGAAGAUAGAUAUUCCACUGGAAUUUGCUUGUGUUAUAUGCAAGGAGAAUCAAAGGAGAAUAUGUCUUCUACCAUGCAAACAUGUGUGCUUGUGUAACGAAUGUGCUAAGAGGGUUAAAGAGAUCUGUCCCAUGUGUAUGCAAAAGUUUGAUAAACAAGAAAAUGUCUUUUUAUGAAAAGAUGAACAGUCUUGGAGACUUGUUCAGCAAAAAUAUUUUUUUGUAGGCAGAGUAAACUAAAUGCUAUUCUUGGCGGUAUACUGUGUUAUUUGUGUUCGAUGGAUUGAUUAAGUGAUUUUUAAAAUUGACAACAUAGUAAAAAACAUUUAACUUUUCUGUUUAAAGAAGAUAAAAUGAUUUGUUAAAAAGUUAAAAAAAAACUGGGUGUCCCUUGAAGAGGUUGCUACUUUUCAGUUGAUACUUAAUAUAGCAAGAUACUACAGUUCUUUGUAAUAAACAUAAUAAUAUAAAACAUGUUCAUGGUUAAACAUUUAAAAUGUCUUUUUUUUGUCUGUGGCAUCUUUAAAGCUUUGAUAAUCGUGUUCACAUCACUGGAACAAGCUUUAAGGUAAACAUUUUCAUACUAUGUUUCUUUAACAUACAUAUUUUUUUAAUGCGCUAUUCAAGUGCUAAACAAUGUUUUAUUUUUUAAUUACAUAAUGGUAUGGCUUUGAUAAUGGUAUUAUCUUUGAAAAGUGAAAUGAGAGUUUUACUUUGUUAGAGGGUUGGGAUAACUAAUUUGUGAUAUUACGUUGUAAAAAGAAUACAAUAUAUUAGCACAUACAAGAUUUAUAUAACUAUCACUUAUAUUAAUAUGUAUAUAAACUUGUAUUUUAACAAUGAUUUGAAUAAUCUAGUUUAUAGUAUUGUGUAGGUUUUAUUUGGUUUAUUAUCAAGCAUCACAUUACUCAAGUUAAUUGACAGGUGAUUUGUCCAUAAGUCUUAAUUAUUACUAACAGUAGACUAAAAUUAAAAAUGAGAAAAUUAAAUUCUAUUUUUGCUCUGAUAAGAGUUCAUCAACUUUGUAAAAAGCCUUCUCCAAUAACCAUUUUUUCAAAGUUUUUUUAAAGCUAGCUACAGACUCUGUGUUUUUAAUGAAUGUGGGUAAUUUGUUGUAAAUUUGUGGUCCCAUAUAUUGAGGGGAGAGGUGGAACAAUUGAAGCCUAUGUUGAACCGGUUUGAUUAAAUUUUUAAAUCUCGUGUUAUGAGAAUGGUUUUGUUGGCUUUCCAUGAAUAAUCCUAUAUCACCCUUCACCAUUAAAGCGAGUUGAUAAAUAUAUGAACUGUAUAAGGUUAAAAUUUUAAAUCAUAUAAAAAAGUCUUUACAGUGUGCAGUCUUAGGAACUCUUGCGAUCAGUCUGAUAGCUCUUUUUUGAAGAGCAAAUAUUUUUUAGCCCGACAGGAAGAUCCCCAAACAAUUAAUCCAUAGUUCAUAAUAGAAGAAAAAUAAGCGUGAUAUGUCAUUAAUUGUGUUUCUAAAUUUGUGGUAUAUCUAAUUACACGAAUAACAAAUGUGGCAGAGACUAGUCAUUUUGAAACAUUUUUAAUUUUUUGGUGCCAAUUAUAGUUGUUAAUAAAACAGUUUCUUACAGUUA
Messenger RNA from Macrosteles quadrilineatus (aster leafhopper), 2311 nucleotides. Its product is annotated as baculoviral IAP repeat-containing protein 7-B-like. Lineage: Eukaryota; Metazoa; Arthropoda; Insecta; Hemiptera; Cicadellidae. Gene Ontology annotation, cellular component: nucleus. Gene Ontology annotation, biological process: regulation of DNA-templated transcription. Bases 369 to 893 code for a protein of 174 amino acids. The transcript is spliced from 4 exons. The record is from RefSeq and is a predicted model, not a curated record. Gene Ontology annotation, molecular function: RNA binding; transcription coregulator activity.